Messenger RNA from Oldenlandia corymbosa var. corymbosa, 1063 nucleotides. Lineage: Eukaryota; Viridiplantae; Streptophyta; Magnoliopsida; Gentianales; Rubiaceae. The record is from the annotation of a GenBank genome assembly.
CUCGCUAUUGUCUACUCUCAAACUGGCUAUGGAGGACAACUUGGAAAGCCUUUGCUCCUGGUUAUCUCUCGACGAUCUAGGGGAGGAGAUUGAGGGGGGUGAAGGUUACCCUCUCGAUGUUGAUCCUACGUACUGUCUAAUAGGUAGGGUUAUGUCUACUCAAGUUAUGCCUUAUGGUGACAUAGUGAAAUCACUCAGACGUGCAUGGAAUCCAAGAGGGAAGCUAUCUUACAAAACUCUAGAAGAUAACAUGGUCCUUUUUGUCUUCUCUAAUAUGGUUGAUAAAAAGCGUAUUCAGCAGUCUCCAUGGACGGUUGAACGUGUUCACCUGCUAAAUCUGAUUGAUGCUCCAGAUGACAUGAAGCUCACACGUCUGGACUUCUCUCGCUGCCCUCUUUGGGUUCAGCUGCACCACCUCCCUCUAGGUCUCAGGAAUCUAGGGUUUGUGGAGAAAGUUGGGAACAACCUUGGCCGUUUUCUUUCAGUUGAUCAAGACGCUGAGGGUUCGGUUAUUGGUAGAUUCCUACGUAUUCGUGUUGAGAUGGACAUUACUAAGGCGCUUCGUCUUGUUCUCAGGGCCAAUCCAGAAAAAGCCCUGAAACAACAUCCUCAAGCUAACUAUGACCACUCACCUCCCUCGCCUCAGGCUAUAGCAACAGUUUCACCUCAUCAGGAAGAACUUACGUUGCCUAACCUUCCCCCCAACUCCACAGCACCAUCUAUCUUUCUUCCGUCCAGCCCUUUCAUGACAGAAGUCCCGGUGGAGCUUUCACAAUCAGCAAAAUGGGCCGUCACUGCACGCUUCCGCCGUCAAUCUUUAAACAACAGGGUUGCUCGUCCCGUUGGAUCUGAGAAUAAGCUUUCUGGCAAUGUGAGAAGGCGCCUUCAGAUCUCAGAUGAGGGGGAGGAUGAGCAGCAAACUCAUGAUAGCAAAAAGGCACUGCAGUGUGAUGUGGAUGACAACAAUGAUAUGAUUGUGGCUGAGGAAGGCUUAAGAAUUGGCUUAAUAUGCACUGCUUUGUUGUUGAUGCUGUUGGAAAUUCUGGCUGGCUUGCCCUAUUGA